This is a messenger RNA of Schistosoma haematobium, 1208 nucleotides long. RefSeq lists its product as uncharacterized. The record is from RefSeq and is a predicted model, not a curated record. Gene Ontology annotation, cellular component: nucleus. Gene Ontology annotation, biological process: regulation of transcription by RNA polymerase II. Gene Ontology annotation, molecular function: RNA polymerase II cis-regulatory region sequence-specific DNA binding; DNA-binding transcription factor activity, RNA polymerase II-specific. The transcript has a single exon. NCBI's taxonomy places the organism in Eukaryota, Metazoa, Platyhelminthes, Trematoda, Strigeidida, Schistosomatidae. The coding region runs from base 1 to 963 and encodes 320 amino acids.
AUGAUGCAGGUGCCGUUUGAUGGUACGUCCCUUGACCUACAUGCAAAUCUUCAAAUUCGAGAUGCAUGUCAACUUAAUACACAAGUUGGAGGUUUUCAAACUAUUCAUCCUUCAUUUUCAUCUUGCAUAUAUCCAUCUCUCGAACAAACAAUUAAUUCAGUAAACACUGAUGCUUUCAAAAAAGAAUACAACUAUGAUACAGAACUUCAAAGACAUAUACUCCCCUCUCUUACACUAAAUAACUUUGGCUUGCAUCACUCAACUUCUGGUUCCAUAAAUCCUAUGCCUCCCAUUACGUACUCACCUGGAGUUUGUCCACAUCCAUACGUGCAUCAGACGUUUUCAAAUGCUGAUUCACCGUCUACCUCAACUGACGUACAGGAUAACACGAUUUGUCCGAAUACAAAGAGACGAAGUCGAGGGAGAAACUCUAGACUUAAUUUCACCAAUAGUUCACCUGGUAUCGAUGAUAAACCCGUGUCAUUGAGUACGAAGGACUCACAGAUAAGCUCUUCAGACUGCAAUUCCGACUGCAGUACCGUAACCAGGUCCUCCGAAAAAAUGAAGACGUCAGAUAAAGAUGAUCGCUAUAUUCAGCGUAGGCUGAAAAACAACUUGGCAGCUAAACGUUCAAGAGACAACCGCAAGCGUCGUGAAGAUACAAUAGCAUUACGUGCUAGCUAUCUUGAGAAAUCCAACUUGGUACUACAAACUCAGAUAUUAGCUUUAAAAAGGGAAGUUUGUUUGUUACGUGGUAUACCAUUUGAUCCAAACUACAAAGUUCGUGUUUUUAAUGACAAUUACUUAGCCUCUUGCCAAACUACUCCACAGUCUAAUGUUUCUACUGACUUCUCAAACGAAUGUCCUUUAUCAGAUUUUUCUCCUAUUGCAUGUUCAAAUCAGACCUUAAACUCUAAUGUUCCUUAUCCUCCAAUCACUGAAUUUCCUGGAAAUUGUGGGUGAAUGUUUAUUUGCUAUUUCUGUAUGUAAAUUACACAGAGCUUUCUAUUUAUUCUUUUUGAUAGCGAUUUUUAAAGAUGACUUCACAUUAAACUGACCAAAUAUUCGACUUCUAAUUCUACCCAUCUGUAUGAAUAUUUUGCAUUUCGGUACAGUCUAUCUAGUCUAUUUCUUAAUCUUUUUAGUUACUUUUGGACCGUUAUUUGCUCAAUUGACUAGGUUUAAUGUUAUAUAAUUGAUAUGUUCUC